AUGCUUGCAAAAAUCGUCGUUGACUUUCAAAAUUGCCUCAUUUUCAUUCUUAUAUCCUUAUUUUCUCUCCUUUGCCUCUUUGUAUUCGUCUUCAAGAAGCCAAAGGACUCACGAGGCUGUGAUCUGCCUCCGAGCCCUCCUUCUCUUCCGAUAAUCGGUCAUCUUCACCUUAUACUCUCUACUCUACCUCACAAGUCCUUUCAAAAUAUAUCCUCCAAGUAUGGACCUCUUCUCCUUCUCCGAUUUUUCAAUGUCCCCGUUGUCCUCAAAUCCUCUGCCAAUGUGGCCUACGAGAUCUUCAAGACGCACGACGUGAACAUCUCGUCCCAUGGCCACCCUCCGAUUGACGAGUGUCUCUUUUUUGGGUCUUCUAGCUUUGUAGUGGCUCCUUAUGGAUAUUACUGGAGGUUAAUGAAGAAGCUCAUGGUCACAAAGCUGUUCGGACCUCAGGCACUCGAGCGGUUACGACACGUCCGUGAAGAUGAACUAGAAAGGUUUCACACAAACCUGCUUAGUAAGGAAAUGAAAGGCGAGACUGUCCAGAUUGCUAAGGAAGCAAUAAAGCUGACUAACAAUAGCGUCUGCAAAAUGAUCAUGGGUAGGAGUUGUUUAGAGGAGAAUGGUGAUGCAGCAAGAGUUAGGGGAUUGGUCACCGAGACAUUUGCCUUGGUUAAGAAAAUCUUCUUGACACAAGUGUUGCGUAGGCUGUUUGAAAUACUCGGAAUCUCACUGUUCAAAAAAGAGAUAUUGGGUGUUUCCCGCAAAUUCGACGAGUUUCUGGAAAAGAUUCUUGUGGAACACGAUGAGAAACCGGACUUUCAAGGUGGAGACAUGAUGGACGUGUUGUUGGCAGCUUAUCGAGAUGAAAAUGCAGAGUAUAAGAUCACUAGGAACCAUAUCAAGUCGUUGUUCGCGGAGCUUAUCCUUGGAGGCACUGACACCUCAGCGCAGACAAUUGAGUGGACAAUGGCAGAAAUCAUUAAUAAGCCUAACAUUCUUGAGAAAUUGAGAAAAGAACUCGAUUCUGUUGUAGGAAAAACAAGGCUGAUUGAAGAGAAGGAUCUACCAAACCUCCCUUAUCUGCAAUCGGUCGUCAAGGAAGGGCUAAGAUUGCACCCACCAGCGCCUGUGUUUGGAAGGAAAGUCCUAGAAGGAUGUACGAUUAAAGGCUAUUAUGUACCAAAGAACACAGCUCUUGUUGUUAAUGCUUAUGCUGUGAUGAGAGAUCCCCAUUAUUGGGAAGAUCCUGAUGAGUUUAAGCCAGAGAGGUUUUUAACUACUUCAAGCAAAAAAGAAGAGGAGAGAGAGCAAGAACUUAAGUACAUUCCUUUUGGCAGCGGAAGGAGAGGAUGUCCUGGAGUAAAUCUAGGUUAUAUAUUUGUAGGAACCGCAAUAGGAAUGAUGGUGCAUUGCUUUGACUGGAGAGUCAAAGGAGAUAAGGUCAACAUGGACGAGACUGCUGCUGCAUUGACCUUAAACAUGGCCGUGGGACGAAGAGACACGUGUUGAUGAUGAGCUGGAGAAUAAAUGAGCAACUUGAACGUUAACGGCGAUAGUUGGUGAUGGA
Messenger RNA from Arabidopsis thaliana (thale cress), 1567 nucleotides. RefSeq names its product Cytochrome P450 superfamily protein. Gene Ontology annotation, molecular function: oxidoreductase activity, acting on paired donors, with incorporation or reduction of molecular oxygen; heme binding; monooxygenase activity. Gene Ontology annotation, cellular component: membrane. The record is from RefSeq and is marked reviewed. The transcript has 3 exons. Bases 1 to 1509 code for a protein of 502 amino acids. Lineage: Eukaryota; Viridiplantae; Streptophyta; Magnoliopsida; Brassicales; Brassicaceae.